AUGUCCUCGUCGGGCGCACUUACACGUCUUCUAUGCUUUUUUGUAUGUUUACUCCAUUCAACGACUGCGAACAGCCCAAAGCUGAUUGAUGGUGAGUUUUUUCUUCAUUCCGAAUGCAAUUUAACACUAGCAUAUUUGAAUUGGAGAAAUGAAAGCUACGAAAAGGUGUCAUACCACAAGUAG
Haemonchus placei is the source of this 183-nucleotide messenger RNA. The record is from the annotation of a GenBank genome assembly. Lineage: Eukaryota; Metazoa; Nematoda; Chromadorea; Rhabditida; Trichostrongylidae.